AUGCAGGAUGCAGCUUGGAUAAUGUUACCUGCCUGCUGCGCAGGGCUCGUCAAAUUAAUGUGUACUCAAAAGCAUGGGAGAAUGGCUAAGAUGUCGUUGCAUCAAUCUACCAUGAGUGAAGAUGCGUACCAUCGACUGGCUGCUCGAGCAUAUUGGAGGGCCAUGCACAUGUUAAGACGUUAUGACGACUGUGGCGAGUAUUCCGAUGUUGGGGACUUGACAACAACUAGUUGA
Molecule: messenger RNA, 234 nt
Organism: Nannizzia gypsea CBS 118893
Lineage: Eukaryota; Fungi; Ascomycota; Eurotiomycetes; Onygenales; Arthrodermataceae
Exons: 5
Coding region: 1-234 (77 amino acids)
Source: RefSeq, a predicted model, not a curated record